AUGUUUUCGUUAGCUCGAUUUAGCUCAAAUUGUAUCGUAAAAUCGCCUUCAAUUAUGCGAAUGGUAUCAACGAGUACUGUAGAUUUAAAGGGACAUUCGAAAUGGCAAAAUAUUAAGGCGACAAAGGGAAAAAAUGAUAUGAUUAAAUCGAAAGCCACCAAUUUUUUGUUGAAAAAGGUGGGUUAAUUAGGAAUAAUACAUUUUUAAAUUUAAAUUUAAAUUUCAGUACUAAAGAGAACUCUUUACAUUAUUAAAGAUUUUUCCUAUAUAUCUCAAGCCUGAAAUUUAACCUAAAUUCAAUUUUUCAAGGUUCGCGGAGCUGUUAGCCGCGGUGGUUUCGAUUUGAAAUUGAAUCGAGAAUUGGCUGGACUGGAAAAUGACUUCAGAGCACAGGGAUUGCCAUUGGAUACCUUCAAGAAUUUUUUGCAGAAAUUGAAGGUGAGCUGAAACGUGGCAAUUCCCCAAACUCUUUUUUCUCACACAGGACAAACCAGAAAUCGAAUAUCAUUUCGAUAUCAUUGGCCCGGCUGGCACAUUUUUCAUCGUUCAAGCUGAGACAUCGAACAAAAAAGCGUUUGAAAAUGAUUUGCGAAAAUAUUUCAAUAAACUUGGCGGUUUUCGAUUGGCGGCGGAUGGCGGAGUUCGAACUUGGUUUGAGGAAAAAGGUGUGAUUUGUGUGGAACCGAUUAAGGAUGGAAAAACAUUGACUACUGAACAGGUGAGAUUUGGGGGGAUCAAAAUUAAGUUUUAGAGCUGAAAAUUAGAAUUCGAAUCCGAAUUUUCUAUUUAAAAAGUUGAAUUUAUCAAUUUAUCAGAAAAAAAUCACAAAAAUCAAAUAUCUUCUAAAAUUAGUCUGAAAAUUCUUUUGAAUUCUUCAAUAAAAUUUCAAAAAAAAAAUACUUUUAUGGGAUGAUUUUCUGAGUAUUAAGCUGAAGCUCUUAAAAUAUUGAUCCAAAAAAUUUGUUUUAUAAAUUUUGAUUUUUGAAGUUCCAAUUAAAAUGUUUUCAAAAACAUCUCCCCCAAACUUCCCGCCAUAAAAUCCCCUUUUUCUUUUCCAGAUGGAAGAAGUUGGAAUCGAAAACGAUUGCGAAGAAGUGUCUCUAGUCGAAGAAGACGGCGGUCAAAAAUUCGAAUUCCUCUGCGAAGCCCAAAAAUUGAAUUCCAUCGAAUCUGGUUUGAGUUCAACUGGCUACACUGUAGUCUCAGCUGACAUCGAAUUCCGCGCAGUUCAUCCAAUCGAAUUACCACCCACGGAAUCGGCGAAAAUCGAGAAGUUUUAUGAGAUUUUACAAGAAGAUGAACAAGUUCGAAAUAUUUUUGAUAAUGUUGCAGAAUCCGAAUAA
This is a messenger RNA of Caenorhabditis angaria, 1343 nucleotides long. The record is from the annotation of a GenBank genome assembly. NCBI's taxonomy places the organism in Eukaryota, Metazoa, Nematoda, Chromadorea, Rhabditida, Rhabditidae.